GUCCAGCAGUCAUUGGUAGUGCCAGCCUCGCGCGAGCGUGUUGUACCAUCAUGAAGUUCCUCAUACUGGCGUGCUUAUGCGCCACCGCGUUAGCGCAAAAAUACGAAGAAUACACGACCCCCGAUAGCGCAGUCGAAGAAUUCGCUACCAACGCUCCCCAGGAACUGCGGUCCAACUACAGGACGUACGACCAGUCCUCGAACCAACAGCAGGUCACCAACAAGAGAUGUAUCGAGAAGAACGAGAGAUACCCUAUACCUGGAAGCUGCGAUAGAUAUAUUGAAUGUCUGAACGGCACAGCGACAGACAAGACGUGCCCUGACGGUCUGCGGUACAACCCCAACGUCACAUUCAACCGCGACCCCUGCCAGUACCCCAUCGACGUCGAGUGCAUCGGCCGAGCUAGCUUACAGCCAGCCCAACCGACGGAGGAGUGUCCUCACCAGUUCGGUUACUUCAAGCGCACCGACGGCAACCACUGCGGCAAGUUCAGGAACUGCGUCAACGGCGUCGCCUUCGACUUCGAUUGCCCCGAAGGCCUCGCCUUCAACUCCGAGUCAUACCGCUGCGAUUGGCCCGACCAGGUCAAGGACUGUGAUGUUGAAGCUUACUUGGGCUUCCGUUGUCCCGAAGUUCCGGAGCUGAAGGACGUUGGACCACCCACAGGCUUCAGAUUCUACAGAUCACCAAGCAACUGCCAACAGUACUUCAUCUGCGUAGAAGGCAAACCUCGCAGACUCGCCUGCAGCGGCUACAACGCCUUUGAUGAGGAAAUCGAGGGUUGCGUAGCAGCCGAUGAGGUAUCAGCCUGCCCUGCUGACAUCAAAGAGAGAGCAGCCAGGUCCAGGAAAGAGGAGGAGCAACGCGUCAUCGAACAACAGAAGUACUACGAACGUCUCAAGCAGAACCCCCAAGCUCAGCUCCGUUAUGCUCCUACAGAACCAUCGUACAACGCCUACGAAGAAGCCACCACCGUCAGCCAAUGAUUAGGAGAAUCUAAAACGACUGAAGAACAAUAAAGAUAGGCGUUGCUUUUACCAUACUUUUCCUUGGUCUUCACUUACCUGAUCGUUACAAGUCUGGUUCUAAAAGCCACGCUUAUUAUUUUUGAUAGAGCAGUUUAUAUUGUUUCAAACGUUUAACUUACUCCAAUCACUGUAUACAACUAGAUUUGGAACAAAAUAAACUGCCAGCCAUACGCUCUGGUCAACAAGUUUUGUUAAUAUUGUUUUAAUGCUAUUGAUAUUAUCGUGAAAUUAAAAUA
Molecule: messenger RNA, 1264 nt
Organism: Aricia agestis (brown argus)
Lineage: Eukaryota; Metazoa; Arthropoda; Insecta; Lepidoptera; Lycaenidae
Product: protein obstructor-E-like
Exons: 6
Coding region: 51-986 (311 amino acids)
Cellular component (GO): extracellular region
Molecular function (GO): chitin binding
Source: RefSeq, a predicted model, not a curated record